AUGUCUGAUAUAAUACGGUACGAUUAUAAUGAUCAUUGGAAAGAAAAACAAAUUACUCUUGAAAGAACAAACAGUAGCCAUGGAUCAUUGGAAUUUACUAUUACAGGAGGGAUUGAUUUACCUUUUAUAAAUCAUCAUUUUAAAUUUAUUAUUAUUACGAAGAUUGCUGAAAAUGGUCUUGCAUAUAGAGAUAAACAAUUAAAAUUAUAUGAUAUAAUAUUACGUGUGAAUAAUAUCGAUUUUAAAAAUAUAAAACAUCAAACAGCUGUUGAUAUUUUGAGAGCAUCGGGAAAGAAAGUGCAAUUGUUGAUUCGACGUCUCGCACCUUUGUAUAGUGAAGAGAUUGAAUUGAAGCAUAGUGGAAAAUUAGGUAUUUAUAUUAGAGGUGGAAUUGGAGAUGACUAUUUUGUGAAACAAAUUAAACAAACUAUUUUACAUCAAGGACAAUAUGAUCAUUUAGGCUCGAACGAUGGAAAUUAUCCAAGAUAUGAAAAUCGUUUGUUAAAUAGUCGAGAUAUCAAUCGUUCAACAGGAUUUCUGCCACAAGAGCGUUCACAAGCAAAUCCUAUUGGAUCAGUAAUAACACAACCGGAAAUUAAUCGUCAAGAAAUUCAAAAGAGUCAAAAUCUUAAACAACCCGUUGAUAGUACUGACCCAAAUGCUGCUAUCGAACAGGAAACUACACAGGAAUUAAAACUUAGAGAAGCAGCGAUUCGCGAUGCUCAUGAGGAAAGGAUGCGACGUCAAAUAAGUAGAAUGGAUCACAUAGCACGUAAAAAUAAGGAUGGAACAAGUGGAGGAUUACGAUGGCACAUUGAUUAA
Adineta steineri is the source of this 822-nucleotide messenger RNA. The record is from the annotation of a GenBank genome assembly. NCBI's taxonomy places the organism in Eukaryota, Metazoa, Rotifera, Eurotatoria, Adinetida, Adinetidae.